Molecule: messenger RNA, 950 nt
Organism: Neurospora tetraspora
Lineage: Eukaryota; Fungi; Ascomycota; Sordariomycetes; Sordariales; Sordariaceae
Exons: 3
Coding region: 239-601 (120 amino acids)
Source: RefSeq, a predicted model, not a curated record
GGAGAUACAUGUGUUCGAGGACAAGACUAUGGAGUUUGAGAGGAGACAAGUUUUGAUCAACACAAAGUUGUGAUGCUUGAAUCUUUGAACUAUAAAUACUGACUCCUGGCUCACAUAGUUUCGGCUGAUUUUGCUUCUUCACCCAAGCAAUUGAACAACACUCAACCGACAACCCCGACAAACAGUUUCACACCGUUUUUUAACAGCAGACAUCAACUACAUUGGCUUUAUUAUCAACAUGAGGACCACCAUGAUCGCAGCUACCCUCGCCACCCUUGCUGGCUUUACCAUGGCUGCUCCGGCACCUGAGGCCCAAAUCGCCAAUCGCCAGUGGACUCCUCACGUCUACGUUUGUAUCACCACUGGCUGGAACCGUUGCAGCGUUCUCGAUGCCAACCGCGGGCAAUGCUACGACUUGACCAAGAUGGACGAUCUCGGUUCCUCCCUCACUGGUUUCGGUCCCGACCCUGGACUCACUUGCUCCCUCUUCAGUAACCAGGAUUGCACUGGCGAUCAUCUCGACUAUAUUUCCUAUCCUGGCAUCGGAGACUUGCAUGAUAAGGGAUGGAAUGAUAAGGCUAAGUCGUACAAGUGCGUUUAAGGAGGUUUACUGUGUAGGGCAAACCUUCCGACUAGAGGUGGUUUGGACUAUCCAUGUCGUGUGGUGACUGGGUACUGUUGAGAUGGGCGCGGUCUUUGAGUCUCCAAGUGCGUGUGGGCUGGACGUUCUUUUGGUUUGCUGGGUGGAUGGACUGUUGAGUUGGGAUAGGAGUCACUGUUUCGUUCGCUUCUGUUUUGUGUUUCCGUUAUUUUCUUUUUCUUGUCUUUCUCUUGUUGUCUGGUCCAAGUUGCCCAAAACCAGGCGACGCAGUCUGGUGGUUUUGGGGAGCUAGGGUACGCUUAGGUUGUCUCUAAACUACAAGUGGCAGAUGGCACGGUCUUUAAAUGCC